Molecule: messenger RNA, 8360 nt
Organism: Hippocampus comes (tiger tail seahorse)
Lineage: Eukaryota; Metazoa; Chordata; Actinopteri; Syngnathiformes; Syngnathidae
Gene: peak1
Product: pseudopodium-enriched atypical kinase 1
Exons: 8
Coding region: 646-6345 (1899 amino acids)
Biological process (GO): protein phosphorylation
Molecular function (GO): ATP binding; protein kinase activity
Source: RefSeq, a predicted model, not a curated record
CGCGUUCACGCGGCUCUCGACGGCCUGCCCCGGAUCCCAGUGCGCGCGCUCCCGCGUCAGCCUGGUGGAGAGGGGGGAAAACAUGCAGCGGCAGUUGUCCGAGCCACGCAGAAGAGCGAGCAAGUGAGCAAGAAGGAGAGAAGCGAGGGCUCCGUGGACGAAAAAAACCCACUCGCAUUGGUGGCACCGGUCGAUCUCUUCGCAGUCGGAUUGCGGUGACAAAAGCCGCCGUUCCAAGUGGGUUUAUUUUGCAUGACGAGAGCAGCUCAACGUCGAGGAGGAGAGGAAAAAACCGUAUGCAGCCUGCGCUUCUUCCACCUGACAUUUUGGAAACCCCAAAUCCCCAAACAUCGCAAGAAGUUACAUUGCCUGACAGGAAGACCGUGGAUGGGCUCUCCACAUAAUGGCAGUGAAACAACCUGUCCUGUCUGCUUCCCAGGUUCCAGCAGUGGGCGCCGUCUGCUUCACCAACUGGGACUCGAUGGCUGCCAUUGUUGCCUCUCGGUACACUGCAAUGUCUGCUAUCCCCAGUCUUGAGAUUUAAACCGGUUCCGUGAUUGAACCCCGGUUGGUUCCUGUCGUCAAGGUCCUCAUGGAGGGGUUUGCUGUCCACUGACUGAAAGCAAACUCUGCGGAUCAGCGGCCAUGUCGGCCUGCAGCACCUUCACCGAGCAUGUGUGGAAACCGGGCGAGUGCAAGAACUGCUUCAAGCCAAAGAGUCUGCACUGCACUCUGAGUGGCGGGAACAAGCCUCGAUCCGAGCUCAGACUUGCGACAUCUCAACAACAGAAUCCGCCCCAUGCUGGGACCAGAGCCAACUCGAACCUGGCCAACAACUCCCAGAGGGCCGGCAGCGGCAGCGGGAAUGCCCGCUCGGGACACUUCCGUCCACCCGUGGCAAAGAAACCGACCAUCGCUGUUAAGCCCACUAUGAUGCUGCCAUGCUCAUCCUUAGGUUCAGGUUCUAACGGCAAUAUGCAGAGUCCAACAAGUGUGCUGGAACCAGGCAAAGCUUCAGCCUUUAUGGUCUGGAAUCGCAAUGGACUAAACUGUAAGAGGGCCAGCGGUACGAGCAACAACAACGAGGGAGACGACGACGUUGCCGAAAUUGAGGGCUAUGAGCAACUUAGUCCAAGGACCCCGAGUGGAAAUAAUAAUAACAGUGGACUGACUGAUGUCUUAAAAGAGAUUGCCGGGUUAGGUCCUGGUCCAAGCCUCACGCCUGUGUCUAAAGACUUAUUUUGGGGACGGAUCAGUAGCUCAUACCAAAGGUCGUUAGAAAGAGGCCUUCCGGCCGCAAGCUGUUUGGCGGUGGGAAGUUGCCUCGGUGGUGGCACGAGUCAAAAACGGGUGUCUCUAAGUGAUAGCACAGAGAUAAUCAGCAUGGAGGGUGGUCGCUUUUGCUACCCCGAAUUUUCGAGUGAAGGGGAAGAUGAUGAUGAGGAGGAGGAGGAGGAAGAGUCCGAAGGAGAUGACCAGCACGAAAGCUGGGAUGAAAGUGAUGAAGAGUUGCUCGCUAUGGAGAUCCGUAUGAGAGGUCAGCCACGAUUUGCAAACUUCCGUGCUGCCACCUUGUCUCCGGUGCCCUUUGCCGCCAGCAAAAAGUGGAAUACGGUUCCACUUCGCAAUCGUUCUUUGCAGCGGAUUUGCGCUGUGGAUUACGAUGACAGUUACGAUGAAAUUUUGAAUGGGUACCCCUCCGUGGAUUCCACUGGAGUUCUUCCACAUUACGGGCCUCGUGACUGCCAAGGUAGUGGUUUCCUUACAAAUUCAGAGUCCACAAUUUCUCCGGGAUCAUCUUCAUCCCUACCAGAAGAUUCUCAGACUGCGUCAAGCAGUGAAAGCAGCGUGUCGUGCGCUCACCGAAAUGGCUUACGAUCCCCCGCGCCUGUCAAAUUCCCUCUCGCCUGUACUUCUCCUGUGAGCAAAGAGCCUGCUCACAGAGCGCUGAGUCCAGUCAAGGUGAUGGAAACGCACAAGGCUGUUCUGGCUAUCAGAUUGGAUGAUCAGGAUCAGUCAGCGUCAAUGCCCCAGGCCCUCCCGGGCCAACCGGUGACAAUCAGUUUUAGUCCCACGGAGGAGCAGGCCAAGCCAUACCGCGUUGUCAAUUUGGAAAAAUCACUGAUUUGUAAGCCUUACACCGUUGUAGACGUAUCAGCUUCCAUGACGGGCAAAAGUGAACAUUUAGCAGAUCCUCCACCCAAGCACAAAAACCCCUCCAGCCCAACAUCGUUUUGUAGCACUUCUGUGGGUCAGCCUCUGUCUCCAACGUCGUCCGGGUUACCGACGUCACCGACAUCUGUUGUCCGUUCAAAUGCCUCGCGGAAGAAAUUGGGGAGCAUUCGUUACCAAGAAGUAUGGACAUCAAGCACAAGUCCUCGUCAAAAGAUCCCCAAAGUUGACCUGGGGAACGGGAGCACCGCUGGCCAGUCGAUACCUUCCCAACACUUGAGCCACAAAUCAGCUCCGACAUCUCCGGUCGCUGGGCUGUCGUCUUCCCGAACGGUCCCCGUGAAAUCUCCAAAUUUAUCCGAGAUCAAGUUUAACAGUUUCAACAAUGCGGGCAUGCCUCCUUUCCCCAUCAUUAUCCGAGACGAGCCGGCAUAUGCCCGCAGCUCAAAGAAUGCCGUCAAGGUGCCGAUAGUUAUCAAUCCGAGCGCUUAUGACAACUUAGCUGUGUACAAGAGUUUCUUGGGUCUCCACGGCGAGUUGACGCAGGCGAAAGGGGUCGGCAGCCGGGUGACCAGCCAUACCUACGAAGAGAUUGGCUCCUCCGAGAGCGUCCAGUCGACCUCGACAGACAAAACCCUCUCUGGCAGAGGCACGUCGGAGAGAGUGUCUUCGGAGGAAACAAAAGCUCCGUUCGAAGCAAUGGCAAAAUCUCCCAGUCUACAACCGAUAACCACCACAGACCCCAGCGCUGUGACGAGCUCUGUGUUGGCCUCUCCAAUCGGGGCUCUUUCACCCACUGCAUCAACAAAUUCCACCACCUUUCUAGCGGAAAACCCGCCCAAGAGUAGCCCUGCUGCCAUUGCGGUAACGCAUCAAUUCAAUCGGGAUAAUCUUAUCAAACAGUCUUCUUCUACGGGGACAGGAUUAAACCAUCAAGUCGACGCCAGCGCUGUGCUCUCGCAGAUUGUGGCCUCCAUCCAGCCGCCCCAGUCUCCUCCGGAGUCCCCCUCUGCCCAUGACAAAAGCUUCAGCGCUGAGGAACUUUAUGCCCUUCCGCCCGAUGCCAUGAAGGAGACCCUGGCACGACCAAAGUCACUGUUUUCCUCAAAUGACGCCAGCGUUCCCAAGCCCAUAAAAGACACCAUCUCCAAAGUUUUGUCGAAAUCCCAGAGCGCCUCCGCUGCCGUGCCCCUCUCCGCUAGCCGCUCAGAGCCUAAUGCCCCUUUCCCCCCUCCCAGGUCUACGUCUUCCCCUUAUCACGCUUCCAACAUCCUCCAGAGGCAUUUUAGCAAUUGGACUAAGAGCUCCGCUUCCAGUUCUCCUUUACGCUCCAGUGAAGGCGAAACCCGUCCGAACGGAGAAGGGAAACGCAGUCAGCCGGAGAGCUCCAAACCCAAACGGUGGAUCUCGUUUAAGAGUUUUUUCCGUCGACGGAAAGAUGAGGACGAGCAGCGAGAGAAGGCGGAGAAAGAAAAGGAAAAGGGCAAGCUCGUCGGGCUGGACGGAACUGUGAUUCACAUGCUUCCGCCGCCACCGGUUCAGCAGCGGCUCUGGUUCUCGGAGGCAAAACCUGAGGAUCCGUCCCAGAAACCGACCAUUGUUUUUACCUACAAAAUGGAAAGUAGUAGCGACGCAAGUGCUGAAGGAGAGCUACGACUAGAAGAAUGUAAGGAGACUGCAUUACUGACACCCUGCGACAGUGAGGAGUCCAGACCUUUGAGCCCAGGGCGACAACAUCCCGCGUCGGAGUUCACUGAAGUUGCCCCUGUCAACGACAUAAGCCAGUUACCAGUCAGUGCCAACAAUGCGGCGGCUCGCGAGCUACCCACCGUCACCCCGCUCCCCGCCAGAGUCAAUCUGAGCUUGGUGUUUGGGGAGGGCGUGGAGACCCGCGCCAACCAGGCCGCGGCGGCCAGCGAGCGUAGCGCCAGCCUCGGGGAGCCAGAGGAUGACGGGAACCAGUCUCAUCGCUCGCACUCGCCCGCCUCCAGCCAGUGCAGUGCCACCUACAGUAACCUCGGUCAAUCUCGAGCCAACAUGAUCCCCCUGAAACAGCCGCGCAACAUCAAGGCGUCCAACGACACCCUGGCCUCCAUCGAUCUCGAAGGCCUCGCCGAGCAACCGGCACCCAAGUCCUCUCCGCCGCCCUUGCCCAAAAAGGCGGUCCCCCGCUCCAUCACGGAGCCCAGCCUGGCCGCCAAGGAACCCCUCCAGGGUGCCUUUCGACCGAGGGCGGAGGCCAAACCCGGCGGCACCAACCUGAGUGUCGCCAACCCCCUUUAUGACCUGGACACCACCUGGGAGACGGCGAGUCAGAGCUCCUCCAUCAGUACCCACGAUCAAGAAAGCGGCGACUCCCUGGAGCGCCCGUCGGCCGCCGUCGGCAAAGCCCGCCCGGCGAACAGCUUGUCCUCACUCAUGUCACAAGCCAGCAGCGCGGCCGGCGGCUCCAGAGAGAGGAAAGUCUACCCGAGCACCGAAUCGCUCACCGGCAAGAAUCGCAAGACUGGACAAGGCGCCGCCGCCCCUUCCAAACAUGCGAGGCCCGCGCUUUACCGGGGGCUGGACAGCUGGGACGAGGUGGUGGGCAGGAUCCGGGGCCUCCACACGGACACCCUGCGGAAGCUGACGUCCAAGUGCGAGGACCGUUUCAUGGCUGGCCAAAAGGAUCACUUGAGAUUCGAAACGGAGAGCUGGUCCGACUUCCGGCUGACCACCGGGAAACCUUGCUGCGAGGCCGGAGAUGCCGUCUACUACACCGCUUCAUAUGCCAAGGACCCGCUGGUCAACUACGCCAUUAAGAUCUGCCGAAGCAAAGUGAAGGAGACCCAGCAGCAGUUCUUCCACAGCCUGGCCGUGAGGCAGAGCCUGGCCGUGCACUUCAACAUCCAGCAGGACUGCGGCCACUUCCUGGCUGACGUCCCCGGCAGCAUGCUCCCCUGGGAGGAGGAGGCAGAUGAAGAAGAGGAGGAGGAGGAGCAGGAGGAAGGCGACAAGAAGGACGGCGGGGAUGGCUUGAAAGAAAGCCAAGCGAAAUCAGAGGCCAAGUCGACAGAGUCCAAACGUCCAAACGGGGAGUCGGGCGAGGCGUCGGCAGGCGCGGACGCGAGCGCCGCCGCCGCCGGCCGCUUGAGGAGCCGAGUGGUGGUCAUCACGCGGGAGGUUCCUUUCCAGACGGUGGCCGACUUCGUCCGCCAAGGCGUGUCUCGGCACGUCCAAAACCCGGAGCUGUACGAGCGCCAGGUGUGCCUCCUGCUGCUCCAGCUGUGCUCGGGCCUGGAGCACAUGAAGCCUUACCACGUGACGCACUGCGACCUGCGUCUGGAGAACCUGCUGCUGGUUCACUGCCGGCCCAGCAACGCCAGAACCGCAGACCCCGUCGAGCCCAACAACAACAGCGCCGGCAAACUGGCCGCCGCCGCGAACUCCACCUGCCCCGCCCGCCUCAUCAUCAGCAACUUCUCCCAAGCCAAGCAGAAGAGCGCCCUCAUGACCUCCGACCCCGGGGCGCUGCGGGACCACUCUCGGCUGGCGCCAGAAAUUAUCACCGCCACGCAAUUCCGCAAGUGCGACGAGUUCCAGACGGGGAUUCUCAUCUACGAGAUGCUGCACCGGCCGAAUCCCUUUGAGGAGACGCCGGAGCUGAAGGAGCAAGAGUACACCUGGGCCGACCUGCCGCCCCUGCCCGUGCGAUCGCUGUACUCGCAGGGCCUGCAGCAGCUGGCCCGGUUGCUGCUCACCGUCAACCCGUCGGAAAGGAUCCGCAUGUCGGAGGCUCGGGCCUGCCUGCAGUGCCUGCUGUGGGGACCCCGCGAGGACUUGUUCCAGGCUCUGGGCUGCGGCAGCGCCUCGGGCUCCAUGUCGUCGGCCACCUCCGGCCAGCGCCAGGCGACCCUCCAGAAUUGGCUGGACCUGAAGCGCACGCUGAUGAUGAUCAAGUUCGCCGAGCGCUCCAUGGACUCCGCUUGCGGCGUGAGCUUGGAGGACUGGCUCUGCUGCCAGUAUUUGGCCUUUGCGACCACGGAGAGCCUGAGCCGGGUGGUGCACAUCCUGCGGCAGCCGCAGCCGCAGCCCCCGUCUCAGAACCAGAACCUGAACCAGUCUGUCCCCGCCGGGCACAACCAUAGUCAUUUAGCGCACGCCUUCCACCGAACUCAGUCGCAGCCGCUCUGAGCUCCACUGCGGUGCGGUUGCCAAGGCAACUACUUGCCCCCUCCUGUGGUCCCCGCGCUGAUGCUAAUGCUUGGUGUGUACCGUUAGCAUCAUUAGCACCUCACGUGUCGGUGGGUAAAAAUUGGGACGGAUUCGACGUCGGCAGCAGGACGACGUGAUUUUGAAAACGAGCACACGAGCUUCCCUGACUUUGUCACGAUGCGGUUCAAAGUAAGGAAAGAAGAUUUGGACCAUUGGCAACAAAAAGCGGCAGGUUUUCGAUAGAGGUAGGUCGAAAAGGAUUCAGGGAGUGGCAAGAGCCUCUCGGCGCCACCACAAUGGAAGUGUCGAUUUUGAGUUGGAAUUUGAGACGUUUCACAAAAGUAGAACUUGACCCAUUUAGGAUCGAUGAGUUCAAUUUGGACUAAAUAUCUCGUUGAGCGGAUGGAUCUUGAAUCGCAGCUUUCCCCGGCCGGACGUGUCAUUGAUUUCAUGGUCAAUCUUGCAACUUGCAGUUCAUUUGAAUAAAACUUUUUUUUUUUUUAAUUGUUCGGAUUAGUUUAAAAUAUUGGACCAUUGAAUAAUCCAAUUGUGAGCCAAAUAGUCUUUUGUGAAAAGAGACGACAAAGCCAAUUUGACAAGAAGGCAAAAUUGAAGUUGAAAGAUUUCAAAUGGAAAUAAUCCAUCUUUUUUUUUUUUUUUUUUUUUUUGUGGACGCCAAAGACCUGCCACAAAUUGGCCAUUAAAAUGUACUGACAGGAGACAUUACGAGACUUAAGUUUACGAUCUUGUCCAAAACGAGCCAGUGAUUUAUUAGUGACUUGUGAAGCUUUUUUUUUUUUGCUUUUUUUAGUCAAUGCCAGAUGCUGUAAUAUAUAUUUGACACAUUUGUGCAAGUGAUUUACAGGCUUCAAAGUUGUUGAAGUAAAAAAAAAAAAAGGGAUAUAAGCCGGCCUAGCUGUUGUUUUGCUUCCUCGCCUCAAAACGUGCAAUGUUUUCAUUUUUCCUCAAUUUUCCCUAAUUCUUGCGAUAGUUUUGUGGCACAUAAGACGAGAAUUCUCACUGUGGACUGAACCAAAGGGAACUUUCCUGGACCGGACUGCAAACAUUUUUUUUUUGUUAAUCUUCACCAGGUUGUUUUGGGAGAGCUUUGGUGGCAUUGGCGCCGAUUCGUUGCUCGGAGGUUCAAACGAAUUGAGCUGCUUGAUUUUGGACUUUUCUUGGCACGUCGAAUGUAAAACUUUUCCCGGACUGACAUUUGGAUCUUUCGACUGAUGAACCACUUGGAGACACGCUCCCAUUCCGCAACCAUUGUUGAUGCUUGCCGCUCAUCCGUUGACAUUUUUUUGCAGGGUGGGGAGAACCUGCGGACUACAUCACCUUCAAUCUGGCCUGCCAGGCAAUUCUAAAACCUCGGAGGAACUGUCAUAAAAAAAAAAAAAAAAAAGCCCCGAAACACCACUCAGAAUGUGUCAUCAAUGUUCGAAUUUUUCAGGACCCUCAGAGGAAAAUUCCCACCCCUGACUUGGUUUAAUGUGGGCCCGUGAAUGCGCACGGUUUCAUUUGUGGUCCGCGUGCCUUUUAUUCAACCCAACUUAAUUUUUAUUAUUUUUAUUUUUUUUUGCACAUUAAAAAAAAGUUCACUUCGCAUCCAAACUGACAUGGACAAAACACUUUGCAUUGUCUAUAUUAUUUGUCUUUGUUUGGGGGGGGUGAGAGAAAGCAAGUGUGUAAAGGAUUUGUAUACUAAAAGAAUGUCUGGAGAGCACUGGUGGCUGUCCUUGUAUGUAGAGAUUUAAGCGUAAAUAUAUGCAUAACCUAUUUUAACCCACAAUCCGCUUUUUGUUUUGUUUGUUUUUUUUGAGCACCGCACCAAAAUAACAUUUUAACCUUUGGUGAAACUUGACUUUCCCCAGGCUGUGACUGGGGAAGGAUGAGGCAAUGAGAUCACUGUUGAAGAGGAAAGCACAUUAGGAUACAGUCAAUUUAUAAAGUGAACACGCCUCUGUUAAAAAAUAUAUAUAUAUAAUUUUUUU